CAGUGGCAGACAUGGUGAGAAUUACCGAAGACAUGGUCCGCCGGCGCGCGGAACACAACAACUGUGAGAUCUUCUCGCUCGAGGAGCUCUCGCUCCACCAACAAGACAUCGAGCGGCUCGAGCACCUGGACCGGUGGUGUCGCGAGCUACGGAUCCUCUACCUGCAGAACAACGUCAUCCCGCGAAUAGAAAAUGUCUCGAGACUGAAGAAGUUGGAGUAUCUCAACCUCGCGCUCAACAACAUCGAGAUCAUCGAGAACCUGCAGGGUUGCGAGAGUCUCCAGAAGCUGGAUCUGACGGUGAAUUUUGUGUGGUGCGUGUCGAGCGUGGCGUCUCUGAGGGCCAACACACACCUGAAGGAGCUCUUCCUGCUGGGCAACCCCUGCGCCAGUUACCAUGGUUACCGUCAAUACGUCAUCGCCACACUGCCCCAACUACAGUCAUUGGACGGCGAGCCCAUCAGGAGGGCGGAGCGUAUCCGAGCGCUCUCAUUGGAGCAGCUGAGGAAGAGUGUCCUGGACCAGGAGGCGGAGCAACGACAGAAAAGAGAACGAGAGAAGCGGGAGGCCAGAGACCACGGGAGCGAUGACAGGAGCCCAGCGUGUGAGGCGGAGAGGCUAGAGCGGGAGAGGGAAUUCUGGGAAACGCCAUGUGACUUCAGCCCAGAGUCCAGACUGGAAGCACAUCGCCACCUGGAGGAGAAGAGGCGCCAGUGCAACUCAGACAGGGGGAAAAGCCCAAAGAAGACCAGAUCUCUGAUAGCUGAUGACGGAAGAAUGCUGAAUGUUAAUGAACCCAAGUUGAACUUCACACUAACGGAGGACGAGGAGAGUAACAGCAUUCAGCUGGACUUGCAUGUGUACAGGCACCUGGACACAUCUCUGAUGGAGGUGGAUGUUCAGCCCACAUACCUCCGAGUUGCAGUCAAAGGAAAGGUGUUCCAGUUGGUCCUUCCUGCAGAAGUGAAGACAGACAGCAGCACUGCUCAGAGAUCCCAAACUACUGGACACUUGCUCAUCACCAUGCCAAAGGCACAUGGGGAGAUUAAGCCUAAGAAGUUACCUGAACGAAAGCCUCUGCUGUCCCAUAGCAACCUGCCCUCAAAGGAAAACAGCAGGCAGUGGCUGGAGGUAGACUCCAGUAGAGGGUUGUGUGUAGACCUGACUAACAUCGUUGCAGAUACACUUCCUGCUUCACUGUUGCCACGGAAACCACAGGAAGUACCGGUCUCCAAGGACUUUGUAGACAACUCAGAAGUCCCACCUCUGAUAUAAAACAGAUGUGUGUGUGUGUGUGUGUGUUAAUUUUUUUCUAACAUGUUUCACAUUAUGUGAAGUGUAAUGGCUCACAGACUAAUAAAUGUCAAACGUUU
Messenger RNA from Sardina pilchardus (European sardine), 1372 nucleotides. RefSeq names its product dynein axonemal assembly factor 11 (gene dnaaf11). Gene Ontology annotation, molecular function: protein binding. NCBI's taxonomy places the organism in Eukaryota, Metazoa, Chordata, Actinopteri, Clupeiformes, Clupeidae. The record is from RefSeq and is a predicted model, not a curated record. Gene Ontology annotation, cellular component: cytoplasm. The coding region runs from base 12 to 1274 and encodes 420 amino acids. Gene Ontology annotation, biological process: outer dynein arm assembly. The transcript has 12 exons.